CCGUGACAUCAGGAUCAAGAUCAAGCCGCUGGUUUCACUGCUUUAGGAGAUCUGAAAAAGAAAACGAUAAAUUAAAAUACAGGAGCAGAAUACAACCCAGUGCCCACAGUGACGAAUACUUGUGAGAGAAGUGCCGUUACAAAGGCUAUACUUGGCCCCAUCAACUGAACUGAAGGAGAAGAAGGUUAUUGGCCCCUAAGACCCCACGCCCACUUUUACUAGAUUGGGGUGAAUUUGGGGCUUGUAUGGCCUUAAUGAUCUCUCUUAAGCACUGAAGGAAAAGAAUCAGACGGAGAAGGUUACUGGCCUCUAAAACCCCAGGCCCACUUUUACUAUACUGGACUGAAUUUGGUGUUUCUAUGGACUUACGUAUCCCUCUAAAACACUGAAGAAAAAGAAAUAAAAAAACAUGAGUGUGUCGCCUCCUCGCCCAAGACAUCACACGUUAUGCUAGAGCUUUAAAGGACAAGUUCAAGUCAAUCACAAGGAAAAAAAGAAAAGAAAAAAGUUCCCCCGCCCCGCACUGCACCAUGGGUCAGGGCAGCAGCCAGUUCACGGAGGCCGAGCUUGAGGAGUACCAGGAGCUGACCUACUUCACCAAGAAGGAGAUAUUAUAUGCUCACAAGCGCUUCAAGAAUCUGGCUUUGGAGAAAGUCGGUCACAACCGCAAUGCCAAGCUUCCAAUGGACAAGCUAUUGACACUCCCUGAACUACGGGCCAAUCCAUUUGGUGAACGCAUGUGUCUCAUCUUUUCCUCAACCAAGGAUGGAGAUUGCACAUUUGAAGAUUUUCUGGAUAUGAUGUCAGUGUUCAGCGAAGCAGCCCCAAAGUCAGUGAAAGCAGAAUAUGCCUUCAGGAUUUUUGAUUUUGAUGGGGAUGAUUAUUUGGGACGAGGUGAUCUUCAGGAGACAAUUACCAAGCUGGUGAGUCCACAACGCUUCUCCCCGGCUGACAUGGAGGCUUUGGUCACCAGAGUUUUGGAGGAGGCUGAUCUGGAUGAUGAUGGAAUGUUGGCUUUUGCAGAAUUUGAGCAUGUCAUUUCAAAAUCACCAGACUUUGCCAAUUCAUUUCGGAUACGUCUUUGAGGAGCUGAAGUUGGAAGUUGGGAACACCAUCUGGCAUCUCCAUCAUGGUGUUUUACAAACUUCGGCACAUAACUUCCCCCAACCUAAUCUUCCAGUGGAUUUUGAAUAUUUGAAAUAGUAUGACUGCAUAUAUACAUCAUUAUGAUCAUCAAAAGUCCUCUGUUUUUCUUCAAAGUAAAAAAAAAAAAAAAAAAAAAAAAAAAAAAAAGA
Eriocheir sinensis (Chinese mitten crab) is the source of this 1295-nucleotide messenger RNA. Its product is annotated as calcium and integrin-binding protein 1-like. Lineage: Eukaryota; Metazoa; Arthropoda; Malacostraca; Decapoda; Varunidae. The transcript is spliced from 8 exons. The record is from RefSeq and is a predicted model, not a curated record. Gene Ontology annotation, molecular function: calcium ion binding. The coding region runs from base 531 to 1085 and encodes 184 amino acids.